This is a messenger RNA of Macadamia integrifolia, 2129 nucleotides long. Its product is annotated as terpene synthase 10-like. The transcript is spliced from 7 exons. Gene Ontology annotation, molecular function: magnesium ion binding; terpene synthase activity. Gene Ontology annotation, biological process: diterpenoid biosynthetic process. The record is from RefSeq and is a predicted model, not a curated record. Lineage: Eukaryota; Viridiplantae; Streptophyta; Magnoliopsida; Proteales; Proteaceae. Bases 63 to 1883 code for a protein of 606 amino acids.
ACAAACUAGGAUUAAGGCCAUAGCAUUAGAACAGAGAAAAAGAAAAGAAGAACAGUCAAGAAAUGGCUCUUCAACUUCAUGCUUUGAACCCUCCCUCCCCUGUUUCAAUCCGACCUGCCCCAUAUGUCAUACCAAGCGCUCCAUGCAAUGUUCGAUCGAAUUGGCAGAUUCGAUGUGUUGCUAGCAUUCAAUCCUGUAGAAUAUCUCAACUAGAAGAAAAUAAGCCAUCAAUAGUCUACCAACCUACCAUUUGGGACUAUGAUUUCGUCGAGUCCUUACGUAGUGGUUAUGUGGAUGACACAUUCAGAACAAGAGCUAAAGAACUUACAGAAGAUGUCAGGGUUAUGCUCAACAAGGAGGUUGAUCCAUUGGCUCAGCUCAAGCUGAUUGAUGUCUUGCAAAGGCUGGGUUUGGGAUACCUCUUCGAUAAAGAGAUAGACCGAAGCUUGCAAGCGACAUACAAUGAUGGCAAUACCGAUAAGUGGAUCAAGGAUGAUUUAUAUGCAACUGCUCUCCAAUUUAGGCUCCUUAGGCAAUAUGGAUAUCAAGUCUCCCAAGAUGUGUUUAGUGGCUUCUUGGAUGAAAAAGGAAAGUUCAAGGAGUCCAUCAGUGGUGACAUAAUGGGAAUGCUGAGCUUGUAUGAAGCUUCAUACCUUGGUGCAGAAGGUGAAAGCAUCUUGGAUGAGGCCAGAGACUUCACUAAAAGACAUCUUAAAGAUAUAAAGGACUACAAAGACUCAAAUAUUGAGGCCCAAGUGAACCAUUCCUUGGAAGUUCCCCUGCACUGGAGGAUGCUUAGACCAGAGACAAGGUGGUAUAUUGAUGCAUACCAGGGACAAGAGGAUUUGAAUCCUAUCAUUCUUGAAUUGGCUAAGCUGGACUUCAACAUGGUUCAAGCAGUACAUCAGAGAGAUCUCAGACAUGCAUCAAGGUGGUGGAGAAAUCUUGGUUUAGCACCGAGAUUGAGCUUUGCAAGGGACCGGUUGGUAGAGAGUUUCUUGUGGAGUAUGGGGAUUACCUAUGAGCCUCAGUAUGACCGCUGCAGGAACUGGCUUACAAAAGUCAUGAAUUUUGUUCUAAUCAUAGAUGACAUUUAUGAUGUCUAUGGAUCUCUAGAGGAACUUCAGCUUUUCACUGAUGCAGUUGAGAGAUGGGAUAUGGCAGCACUGAAAGAACUUCCAGAUUAUAUGAAGAUGACUUUCUUAGCUCUCUUCAACACCACUAAUGAAAUGGCCUAUGACAUUCUCAAAGAACAGGGUUGGGAUAUCCUACCAUACUUGACGAAAAGGUGGGCAGAAUUCAUUAAGGCAAUGUUUGUUGAGGCCAAGUGGUACCAAACAAGAACAACCCCACCAACAGAGGAGUACAUGAAAAAUGGAUGGGUUUCAUCUUCUGGGACAGUAUUUCUUGCCCAUGCUUUUUUCGCAACUGGACAAAAGAUCACAGAUGAAGUACUUGAAUGCCUGGGGAGCAACCCAGAUCUGAUAUUCGGCCCUGCCAUGAUCUUCCGCCUUUCAAAUGAUCUCGCCACUUCAUCGGCCGAGCUAGAGAGAGGCGAUGUUUCAUCAUCAAUCCAUUGUUACAUGUAUGAACAUAAAGUUUCUGAGCAGGUCGCCCGCGAAUUCAUUAGAGACAGGAUCAUGGAGACUUGGAAAUUGAUGAACAAAUCUAUCACUAAUUCUCCUUUCUCCACCCAAUUUGUUCAAUUCUGUCUAAAUCUUGCCCGGACAUCACUUUGUGUAUACCAAUAUGGAGAUGGACUUGGUGCAGAGAGCAACAAAAGCAAGGACCAUGUGUUGUCCUUGAUAGUCAAACCUCUUACCAAAGGGAGCCCUGUAACUCAUUCAAAGCCUGUUGAUGAUGGUCUACUUUCAGUUUCAUAAGAGCCAGUUAUGUAACAGUGGCUCCUAGUUUCAGCUACUUGAACCUUUGGUGGAUUAAUGUCCCAAUAGAUUUAAUAUGUCAGAGCAGUAUACAUAAAAAAGCUUCAUAAUCGGAAUCACCAUUCUAAUAAUUGGAUGAGCUCCCUACUUUCCUUUUGUUUAUGUCACAGAUGACGAAGGACUGUAAUGUUCUAGUUUUUUGAGUUAUCAAUGUGAAAUCUAAUAUUUGGAAGCGAGGUUUGAAAA